AUUCUCCCGCAUAUUUCUUGCGUUGGUUCUAUGUAGCCAUCGGCAUCGGCAUCAGUACGACUUUUGUUCAUCACCUCAUCAGUAGAAUCUCAAGUCUAUCGAUAGUUGUCCCCACGUCCUGAUCUUCCUUUCCCUCAUCUAGUUGAUGAGUUCAGAAAUACUCCAUUCAUUCCACGUGCAGUACAUACACAGAUAUCACAAUCAUCUGAUCCACAUAAAAUAGUUUCUCCCAUAUCAUGCAUGUCGAGUUGCUGAAUUCUCAAACAUUCAAGACCCUCAAAGCUAUAAUCCAUUAUCUCCGCCUGUUUUCUUCCUCCAAGAACUCAAGAAGUCUAUAUAGAGAAGCAUAUGGCGGAUGCUCAUUGGCUGGUUCUUUAUGUCACAGUAAUUAUGGUGAGUAGUGCACGGGAUGCGAAUGGUGCUUUACCAGCUGCGACCCUAAAAGCGAUAGCAGAAGCUAACGCGAACGGCCCUUACAUCGGCAUCGUGAUUCCUAACCUUUUCGAGAUGGAUCCGCUUCUUAAUUCGUCGAGCUACAAUGCUACUGAAAUCAUAGAUUUCGCAGGAAGAAGAUUUCGAUUCGGGACAGUCGAAGAGAGGAAAGUCAUACUGGUCAUGACAGGAUUGAGCGUGAUAAACGCAGCCAUCACUACACAGCUUCUGUUGAGCUUCUUCGAUGUAGAGGGAGUAAUUCAUUAUGGAAUAGCUGGGAAUGCAAACCCUGCUUUGAACAUCGGAGACGUCGCUAUUCCCCAAUAUUGGGCACAUACUGGUCUUUGGAAUUGGCAGAGAUAUGGGCAGGGUCCAGAAGAUGAGCUUGCAUUGGAAUCAAACGGAGACUACACGAGAAAGAUUGGGUACUUGAAGUUCGCAAACUACACCACAAACGUGACGGGUUGCGAUUCAUACGACAAUCUCUUGAACAACAUAUGGUAUCAACCAGAGGAAGUGUUUCCAGUUACCGGAACUCCUGAGGAAAGACAGCAUGAGUUCUGGAUUCCUGUCGAUUCCACCUAUUUUGCAGUGGCCAAGAAGCUUGAGGGCUUGAAAUUGGAAGCUUGCGUGAAUGCGACCACAUGCUUAAACUAUACGCCGACAGUAAGCACUGUUGAAAGAGGCAUCAGUGCCGCCAUCUACCUUGACAAUGCUGCUUAUCGAACCUUCAUCUAUGGCGAGUUUAACGUGAGCCCCGUGGACAUGGAAAGCGCGUCGGUCGCCCUAAUUUGCUACCAACAGAAUACGUCUUUCAUCGCCAUCAGGGCGCUCUCCGACUUGGCUGGCGGCGGUUCUGCUGAGUCGAACGAGGCCAACACUUUCAGCAACCUUGCUGCGGGCAACACGGUCGUGGUCGUGGUGGAGUUUAUAAAGCAGCUUUCCUUCAGCAUGUUCUAGUGGCAAGAUUGACAACCUAAUAUAAUCUCCUAUACUCAAUAAUAAAGCAAUGAUCGACUGCGUAUGUAUCUAUUUGUGUAGCAACAUGAACCCUCAUGAGCCUUGGACUUCGGCAUAGCUUGGGAAGAAAUUUCAGCAGUGGCCGACUGCCUGAAUUUUUCACAUUUCCUUACUUGAAAUCCUCUCAUAGUUAUAAAAGAUCAAAAGGGUUUGGUGAUUCGAA
Messenger RNA from Syzygium oleosum, 1615 nucleotides. Its product is annotated as bark storage protein A-like. The transcript is spliced from 5 exons. Gene Ontology annotation, biological process: nucleoside metabolic process. Lineage: Eukaryota; Viridiplantae; Streptophyta; Magnoliopsida; Myrtales; Myrtaceae. The record is from RefSeq and is a predicted model, not a curated record. Bases 349 to 1392 code for a protein of 347 amino acids. Gene Ontology annotation, molecular function: catalytic activity.